UUAAUUGUCUUGUUUUCCCCCCUCUCUCUCUCUCCCUCUCUCCUUCUCUCUCUCCUUCUCUCUUUGCUUUAAAAAAAUCCCAAACCCCGACAAAAGAAAUGAUUCUCUUGGAACUAAAAAUCAAACUUAUAUGAGCAUGUAUCUCACACCACACAAAAAAGAAAAAGUACUGAUCAAGUAGUAGUUUGUUACAACUCAGAUGUCAGGUUUAGGUUAUUCCAGCGUGGCUCUGUCAGAGCACGAGGUGGUGGAGGUUCGGCUCCCACUGGGGGUGGGACGAGGGUGCAAUGAUCCAAUAUAGCAGCUCUUACAUGACUUACGAUAGAUGUUUCCAGAAAAUGACAGACAGGUGAAGAUGGAUGAUAACAGUGCGGAGUGAAACAUGGAGAAUUGAGUGUUGGUGCACGCUUUGGUUACAGGUGUACAUGUGGACAAGACACUAGGCGUUUCGGCUGCAGCCCUCCAAAAUAAAACGCCAAACUGAACAAACGCGCGAUUACAAAAAAAACACGUGCUGUGACUUUAACCUGAAUUUAUCUCGCUGUUUAGAAAAGGUUGGUGGUGUGUUUUCGUGGGAGGAAAACGCACUGAGGAUAUACGCUGGGAGAUGAGGAUUGAUUUGUUUCACCUUACUAGGAAGUGAGUGCUGUGUCCGGGAAGGGGAGGGACUCCGACGACAAGUCUGGGGCGCUGCUGUUGCUACUCACAGGGCUGCACCAUAACAGUGCAGCGAUUUCAAUCCGAAAUAAUCCACUCGGUCUUUGUUAUUUUCGCGUAAGUAACCUAGCGUGACGUUUAACAGCAUAGUGGUUUCAGUUUGGGUGUAAAUGCGCGUUUUGUCCGGUUCUGCCCGAUUCGGCCUGCAAGGCUAAAUGGCACAGCGCAGGCUUAUCACUAACCAUAAACGUCCGUCAAGUUACCCGUGAACUUUGUCACAUUUCGGAGCCAUGACCAGCGUGUUAUUGGCGAGAAACGGCAGGAGAGCGAUAGCGGCGAUCGGCGGGGGGCGCAGAGGCACCGGCGCACUUUCAGGAGUUCAUCGGUCUGCGCAGCGCACCAUCAUAGAUCUGUCCUACUCAGCGCACUUCAUGGAUUUCAAAGGAUCCUCCAUACCGAGCAGCAUGAAAAAGCUGGUCGUAAACAGGCUAAGUCCCAAUUUCAGGGAGGCCGUUUCCAUGCAAACCGUUGCUGUUCCGACACCCGGAGACGCGGAGCUGCUCGUCAGGAAUCGGUAAGUUGUUUUUUUUGAAAGGUUGGCCACGGAUAAUAGUGUGGUCCUGUUUUCUGUUUCUACUCUGCACGUUUUGGAGAAGCGAAACGGGACCUACAGAGUCUAUUUGUGGAUGAAUAUUCGCAGCCUAUCAGUCACAAUAAGGUUGAGAAGUUGUAAAAAGGCUUCCCUUACCUCGGUUUACCCAUGUCCAGCACCUGCGAUCAACAUCAUCAUCACAAGAUGGCAAAAUACGUGAGGAAUAAGCGUUGUACUGUAAUUCCAAGUUCCGCCCUCUCUGCAUUUGUCUAUCAAUCCAUCUCGGCAUCUCUCUCUCUCCCUCUCUCUCUCUCUCCCCCCUCUCUCUCUCUCCCUCUCUCUGUCCUCCUGUCUCUCUACGUCACCAAACUGCAAACAGAAAGUCGUGGGGGGGUUCAGACUGGCAUCAAGAGAUGCAGAUGAUGGAGAAGGAGAUGCAGUGUUUUUACAUGGCGCGGGAACACAGAGAUAUAAUUCCCCCUCAUUCACAGCUGCAGGAAGCCAGCAGCACAUGCACAGAUAAAGAAAAGACAAGGAAAGAAUAAAGCCACCUAAAGUCAGUCUCUUUGAAUCAUUGUCAAAUUAAGAACAGUACAGAGCUGCGUACACGCUCAAAAAGGUGGACAUGGUGUGAAUAAUUCUUUACGCAGCAUUUCUGGCUCAAUUUCUCUGCAAAUGUCUCACCCUGAUUUUGAUUUGCCUGAUGCAUGUCUUCAGAUCUGAUUUAAAUAUUUAGUAAGCCUCACACAAACACACCUCAGGGCAGUAUUGACUAUAGUAAAACCUAAAGACUCGGUCAGAGCAAGUGUAAAACAGUCCAUUAGUGUCUCACUGCUCAGCAGGUGAUCGGCUGCACCUGAACUCUUACCUUUGACCGCUUCUUCGCAAGUAUACAGUCCAGUCCGGGGAGGCGUCACACUCUCUGGAUCAGAGAAAACACGUUAAUAAGAAUAAACGAUUUUGUUUUCUGGGAAAAGUCGUCCAAUAUUGCACAGUAUCAGUGCAAUCCUAAUGGAAUCUAAAAGAUGUUAAAAAGUGUUAAACCCAGAAUGAAGAAGUGAUAAGUGAAAGGAUCCAGACUGCAGCGAGAGAAGCUGAUGGAUUAACAAGGAGGAAAUGAAACUUUAUUUUCUUUGUUAUAAAUGUAUAAAUGUGUGACUCCACUAAAGAGGAUUUUAUUAAUGUAGAGUCAAUCCUGUAAUUUCUCCAAUGCUGAGGCCUGUGUGUGUGUGUGAUAUGAUCUACGUGUAAACUUGAACGAAGCUGAGUAAAUACACUAGCUGCACAUGGAAGACAAAGGUGGCGUUAUUAAGCUUUUCAGGAUUUUCUUAACACUGGACCGUCAUGAACGCUGUUUGCACUGUUGUAUUUUUUUCUUCAGAUAAUAUUUUUAAUAAGUCUGCAUCAAAAUACAAAUUAUUUGCAUAAAUUGAAAUGUGAGGUUUACUCUGACUCCGAACUAAAUGCAUUCAAACCUUUGUUUUAAGGAGCAGCUUUACUAUUGUUAGGUUUAAAAUGCAAACAAGUGUUUUUUUUGUUUUCUUUUACCUUCCUUAAUUUUCAGAUGAAGUUUUUUCAAACCUCAUCUCUUUAAAGAGAUUUCAGCUUAACUGUCAGAUAUCAAAUACUUACAAAACACUGUGUUUUGAGUUUUGCACACCGAAACAGUAACUUUGAUGAGAGCACAAUAUUUCCCCGAGAGGAAACCGAUUCGUCGGAUGCAAAGUAGUCAAAUCAAGGUGUGUUGUUGUAUCAUCCUGACCCAUCUAUAAACCACAGAAGCAUUAUCUCCAAGCUCAAAGUACACGUGUGACAUGCACAGUAAUGAGGCUCAGCAUGCGUGCCGCUCUAACAGACAGUAAAUGAUUUAUUUAUACAUUCCUUUCUCACAUAUUUGUUUCUAACAUGUUACCAAAGUAAGAUGAAAACACCCGUCUUCGUGUUGAGGCAAGAAGCAGCUAUCUGAGAUUUUGAAAGUGCAGUUUUGUUGUGGGUGUCUCUGAAGACAAUGAAUCAUGACAUCAUGCAAUGUGUUUUGUGAUACAAACCUUCCCCUGUCAGUGCAGGACUGUUCUCCUACAGAGAAAGAGGAAUCAUUGCCAAAACAAGCCAGAGUGUUUGUACCCCCGUGCAGACAAGGAAGUCUUGACCUUCAGACGGAAUUCAGGGAAUACUGGCUCAUACUAAUGUCCACAUGAAAGUGUCUGAGAUUUUUAAAAGUGUUUAGCUUUAAAGGAAAUCUUGUAAAUGUAACUUGUUUCCCAGUUUAACCCAGAGUUCUUGUUUUUCUGUUUCAGUUUUGUUGGAAUCAACGCCUCUGACAUCAAUUAUACAUCUGGCCGAUACGACCCUUCAGUGAAGCCCCCCUUUGACGCUGGUUUUGAGGGGAUCGGUGAGGUCGUCGGCCUCGGCCUCAGCGCCAGCUCCCGUUUCACUGUUGGGGACACUGUGGCCUACUUCGCAAACGGUGCAUUUGCUGAGUACACGCUGGUGAAAGCCAAAGAGAGCAUCCCCGUCCCUGCGGUGAAGCCAGAGUUCCUCACCCUGCUGCUCAGCGGGGCCACGGCCUACAUCGCCCUGAAACGUCUGGGUGACCUGGCUGAAGGUGAGACCGUUUUGGUCACAGCCGCUGCAGGUGGAACGGGACAGUUUGCGGUCCAGUUUGCCAAACAUGCUGGCUGCCAUGUGAUUGGUACCUGUUCAUCCAACGAGAAAGCCGGCUUCCUUAAAUCCAUCGGCUGUGAUCGGCCGAUUAACUACAGCUCUGAAGACCUGGCGAAGACACUGAAGAAAGAGUACCCUAAAGGCAUAGACGUGGUGUACGAGUCUGUCGGAGGCAGCGUUUUAGAACUCGCUGUGAAAAGUUUGGCCAACAAAGGUCGGCUGAUCGUGAUCGGCUUCAUCUCGGGGUACCAGAGCGCAUCAGGGUUCCCACCUUUUAAAGGGGACACCCUGCCUAUCAGGCUGCUCCAGAAGUCCGCCAGUGUUCGAGGUUUCUUCCUGCCACACUUCUUCAGCGACUACAGAGAGGCUCUGGGUACUAUGAUGCAGAUGUACGGAAAGGGGAAGCUGCAGUGUGAGGUGGAUUGUGGGGAUUUGUCAGAAGGGGGGAGGUUUGUGGGUUUGGAGUCGGUGUUCAGGGCUGUGGACUACAUGUACGCGGGGAAAAACCUGGGCAAGGUGGUGGUGGAAGUCGCACCCCCCGCUGUUGAUAACAGUAAACUGUGAUUGAAGUGAUUGUUUCUGCUCUAAAACAUGAUUAGACUUGAGCCUGAAUGAUUGUUGGUUGUGGAGGAGAAGAAAUCUGUGGUGCUUUAAUUGUUCUUGAAAUACAGAGAUUAUUUUUUCUUUAUUUUUGUAAGAUGACUGAUCAAAUACUUUACCUUGAUGCCUUCUGAAUAAAAAGAAUUGGCAACUUUAUGUCAGUUUUGGGAACUUUAUGCCACAUGUAAAGGUUGUUUUUGCAGGUGAAAAUUCAAAGAUGAAUUCUCUGCAUCAAAGAUUAUACCUCGGACAAGUAUCUAGUUUAAAAUCAAAGCAGUAGCUUCUGUGAGUUUUCCCUCUUUCGUGUUUUCAUCUCGUGGCCCCCACCUCCAAAUAGUUCCAGACCUGCUGCUAUCACACGCCUUACUUUUUGGCACUCUCAGGCACUUUAUCAACUGUAAAUGUUUUAUGAUAGACCUCAUUGUUUUUCUAAUAGGGGCGUUCACUGGUAUGUGCUUGUCAAAAGUGAGUGCUGCUCCAGGUGUGCUUAGUGUUUCAUUGGCUGUUUGUGGCUGACAGAAACAGCAUUCACACAAUCAAUCUUUUCAUUCACAUGCCCAGAAGCUGCACAUAAUAAAAAAAAAUUAGUCCCGCUAACCGGGAGUUGGACCGGAGAAGGCCAUUACUUUUUUACCACUGCAAGUAGGAAAAACUCUUUAUGGUGAAUGUAUUGUGAAAUGCCCUUUGACGUUUCUUCCAUCUCCAUUUUUUUUUCUUGUUUUUUGUAUUUGAUUUAGUUUUGAAACAACAAACAGAGCAGCUGAUGAAGUUAAGUUAAAUGCAAGAUCAUCCUCAAGAUUUUUGUUGUUCAAAAGAUAACAGGUCUUAACGCAAAAAUCUCACACAUUUGAACUCUGAUUGACUGUUUUCUUUAAAAAGCGAGGAGCAGAACGUCCAUGUCACAUGAAUGUUCUGUAUGUAGUCUAAAGCAAACACCUGUUCCUACCUGGCAGGGAGGGCUGUAGUGUUCAUGCACUGUGAACAUGUUAUUUCCUCAUCCAGGUGGCCACUCAAAAUAUAACCCAGUGUGAAAUACGUUACAGGUGUGACCCCAGCAUGCAAAGCUGCUACCUUCACCAGACGGUGCAGGAAAUCAGAAACACACCAGGCCAAGGCCGUUUUCAAUCUGCAGCGAGGGAAGUCAGGGAGGCAAAGGAAACUCUUUGACAUUUAGUGAAAUUGAUUAUGAGUUUUUGCUCCUCGGUUGUAAUUAAAAUGAAUUUGCUGUGAAGAGAAAUGGUUUCAUGAAAGGAAACCGUCAAGAGUAAUCUUAAAAGAGAAGGAAAUUUUACGUUUUUAAAUCAUAACCCUGACACAAAAGAAAAAAAACAAACAAACAAAUGCUUAAACUAUCAUACAAUUGUCUCUCUUUUGCACAUUUUUAAUUGCACUAGCCUGUUUAAUUAUUUUUAUCUUUUAUUUUGAAAAUCAAAUGUUUUCUUAAGCAUGUCUUUCCUUGUCUUUAGCUUUGUUUUUACGACUAAAAUUUGACUUGCUCUUUUAUUCUUUUUUGACAAUGGCUGUUUGCACAACCUUUAACCUUUGACCUUUAAAUUAAUGUAAUUUAAGAAGAAACACAUCAGGUUUAGCUUACCAGCAUUAACUGAAUGACUGUAUUCAUCGCUGCACCGUCACUGUUUGUUAAGGCCUCAUGAUGCAAAAGCAAGCUCUGACAUGUCGGCCUUAUUCACGGUGAGAAGUGUGAUGAUGCUGCUCAUGUAUGUUCAGUUGAAUUUAGCAUGCUCGAGUUCUGUUUGCAUCUGUGUUGCACAGCGAGGAGGAGGAGGAAGAGGAGGAAAAAGGAGGAGGAGGCCAGCUUUAGCAUCUCUUCAAUUAACAGGAGAGGCCUCGUCUGGGCGUCCUCCAGGGUCUACCUGUACCUCCGCUGAUUAGUGAGCAGUCACAGCCCCAAUUAGAGAACACAGGAACCUGGAGAGACAACACUCUUUAUUUAAUUGGAUUGUGUUGCAGUCGGAGGCUGCUAACUGGCAACGUAUUGAAGCAACCUGAAAACUGUGGAGCGUAAACAAGACAUUAAAGAUAGAGACGGUCUUCUGAAGCACUCGCAGACUUCUGUGUGAUGGUGAAACUUUGGAAACAUUACUUCCUGAGAGGAAAUAUGCAAAGUGUUUCUUUCAUUUUUAGAGGUUCUUCUUCUUCUUCUCAGAGAGGGUCAUUAAUAUGCCAGUUUAAUUCAGACAGUUAGGCAGAAAUAAUGGAGGGUAAACAAAGCUUAUCGUUGUGACCUUAAUGCAAAUGUGAAUGACUUCUACUUAAAACACUCUCCCUUUGCAGCAGGUAUUAUCUAAUAUAUGCAAAGCAUAAAGAAAUUUGUGAAUGUGUUUUUGUUUGAAUAUGAUCAAAUAAAACGUUAAGCCUUGUUAAUUUUUUUUUGUUCUUGUAGUUUUAUCAUUAUCAAUAAAUCAUUGCUUUAA
This is a messenger RNA of Xyrichtys novacula (pearly razorfish), 6948 nucleotides long. NCBI's taxonomy places the organism in Eukaryota, Metazoa, Chordata, Actinopteri, Labriformes, Labridae. The record is from the annotation of a GenBank genome assembly.